CCAGAAUUUUCCGCCACGAAAAUCGUGCAGGAAACGCGUCUCUAGAUGAGCAUCUAUGCUUUAAACGCGCCUAAGCUUCGCCCGUUUCAACAAUCACGUGACCUGGAAAAUUUCGGCCCGUUAUAUCAAGUACCUUUGUGUUAUCAAUUGAUGGAACCGAGCUAACUCGGAGGCUGACUCAUAACAGGGCGCUCGACACUCACAAAUACUCGGCUCCAAGUCCACUCCACUCUUGUCUCGCUGUAUUAUCUUGCAAAAAACAGCCUCUCUAUCUCAUCUCUUAGAAUGGCUUCAGAAUCUCAUCCAAAUGGCACAGUUGCUGUUUCCUUGCCAAGUAGAGAAGGAAACAUGAACACCAAGCCACCAGUAUGGCCUUUGGACGCCAGUGGAACACUUACCCCACCACUGCCGGCGAGAUGUGACAGGCACGAUCGCCUGGAUGGCGUCUGCUGCAAAGACUUGAAAGACGACGAUGACCGCACGCUUAUCGAUCCUGAUGUCAUUCGUGAUAUUGUCAUCGGACUUUCAGACGGCUUGACAGUCCCCUUUGCUCUAGCAGCAGGUCUUUCAUCUUUGGGCACCUCAAGAUUGGUUGUCGCUGGCGGAAUAGCUGAACUCAUCGCUGGUGCUAUUUCUAUGGGCAUUGGUGGCUUCUUAGCAUCUUCGGCAGAGCGGGAUCAUUACCAUUACAUGCGACGCCACAUAUCGGCUCGGGUGCAACGGAGCUGCGUUGGAGAAAUGGAAAGGGAAGUAUGUGCUGUACUUGUCCCCGUAGGUGUCGACGAGCAGGCGUGCCAGGCGGUCACCAAGUGUCUCAGAGAUGCUGAAUUUGACCCUGAAGCCAGUGCGAACGGUUCACCGUCAGAUGAAGAAGCGCAGUUGCUGAGAUGGAAGGACCAAGUCGGUUUGACACCCUUUUUACUCAAAUUUGGAGAGGGAAUGGAGGAAAUCUCGAUUCGUCGAGUAUACUCUUCGGCGCUGACAAUUGGCUUGGGGUACUUGGUUGGCGGAAUCAUUCCCCUCAUUCCAUACUUCUUUGUUCCACAAGCGCAUGUAGCGCUCGUAUACUCUUGUAUUGUCACAGGCAUCGUUCUGUUGAUAUUCGGAGCCGUGAAAUCUCGUGUUACGGGUGCUGGGCAGGGUGUUGGAGGCUACAUAUGGGGAGCAGUCAGCACUCUAUUAGUUGGUGGUACCGCUGCUGCUGCUGCUUUUGCUCUUGUUGCAUGGCUGGAAGACUCGUAACCACUUACAUUGUAUGUAAAGCUUGUACAAGUCGUUAUUAUCAUUUUGUCGUUUUUAUAAGUUCCGCCGGAGAUUGCUGAAAUCAACAAUCCCACGUGGCGGCUGCGUCUAAAAUAUUUAAAGAU
This is a messenger RNA of Suillus fuscotomentosus, 1367 nucleotides long. Its product is annotated as VIT family-domain-containing protein. The record is from RefSeq and is a predicted model, not a curated record. Gene Ontology annotation, molecular function: manganese ion transmembrane transporter activity; iron ion transmembrane transporter activity. The transcript has 3 exons. Lineage: Eukaryota; Fungi; Basidiomycota; Agaricomycetes; Boletales; Suillaceae. Gene Ontology annotation, biological process: intracellular manganese ion homeostasis. Gene Ontology annotation, cellular component: fungal-type vacuole membrane. Bases 286 to 1242 code for a protein of 318 amino acids.